AUGGUUUUUCUUGACGGAGGUUUAUCACCACAGCAAAUUGUACGUUCGCUGUUUCGUAGCGGUCAUUCGAAAAGCUAUAGCCUGCUGACGGAUUUUAGUAAAAGAAGCAGCGCAUCACCGCUGAGAAAGACUAUCACUAUUGUCGGAUCAUUAACUCAUUACUUCAAGAAGCAUGAAUAUAACGUGUCGUCGUCUAAGGACAGUAUCAAGAAGUCUCGUAAAAGUUCAAGAUCUCAGAAAAAGUCUAACUAUAAGUCUAGUUCAGAUUUUACUGUGUCAUCGCGUGCGAUUUCUGAAGAUGACGACAGUUCAACCGCAAAACAUCGCUUUGACGAACGUCGCAGGUUUUGGCAAAGAAAGAAGCGUCCUCCUCCAGAGCCGUGUUCCGAAUUCUUCAAACGUUAUGGUCCAAAUGAUAUUAUCGGGUAUUAG
This is a messenger RNA of Enterobius vermicularis (human pinworm), 432 nucleotides long. The record is from the annotation of a GenBank genome assembly. NCBI's taxonomy places the organism in Eukaryota, Metazoa, Nematoda, Chromadorea, Rhabditida, Oxyuridae.